Molecule: messenger RNA, 2056 nt
Organism: Coffea eugenioides
Lineage: Eukaryota; Viridiplantae; Streptophyta; Magnoliopsida; Gentianales; Rubiaceae
Product: imidazole glycerol phosphate synthase hisHF, chloroplastic
Exons: 19
Coding region: 60-1847 (595 amino acids)
Biological process (GO): L-histidine biosynthetic process
Molecular function (GO): oxo-acid-lyase activity; imidazoleglycerol-phosphate synthase activity
Source: RefSeq, a predicted model, not a curated record
UGAGUGCUCUACUGUUACAACACUCCAUUCAACUCUGAAACUGCAGUGACAAAGGAGCCAUGGAGGCGGCGACUUUUGCUUCAGCUACUUCGCGGAUGCUAACGCUAAAAUCUCGUUCAAAUUCGUCGUCUCUUUUCCCCAUUCCCUCUGCUUCUUGCUCUCUCCAUUUUCUACGCUCUAAGCCUGCCGGAGAACCUCUCAAAUUUGAAACUUCCAGAAGCUGCUCCGUCCGCGCCUCCGCUUCCGGCGACGGAGUGGUCACUCUGCUUGAUUACGGUGCCGGGAAUGUCCGGAGCGUGAGAAAUGCAAUUCGCUACCUCGGCUUUAAUAUUAAAGAUGUUCAGACUCCAGAGGACAUCAUGAAUGCAAGACGCCUUAUAUUUCCUGGUGUAGGUGCAUUUGCUGCUGCCAUGGAUGUGUUGAACCAGAGAGGGAUGGCUGAGGCUCUUUGCAGUUACAUUGAGCAAGAUCGCCCAUUCUUAGGCAUUUGUCUUGGACUUCAGCUACUCUUUGAGUCAAGUGAGGAGAAUGGACCGGUGAAAGGCCUUGGCUUGAUUCCUGGCAUAGUUGGAAGAUUUGACUCAUCAAAAGGUUAUAGCGUACCUCAUAUUGGCUGGAAUGCUCUUCAAAUAACAGAAGACUCUGACAUUUUGGAUGAUAUAGGAAAUCGACAUGUGUAUUUUGUGCAUUCUUACCGUGCAAUGCCGUCAGAUGAUAACAAAGAUUGGAUAUCUUCUACCUGCAAUUAUGGCGACAAGUUCAUUGCAUCAGUAAAAAGAGGAAAUGUUCAUGCUGUCCAAUUUCACCCAGAGAAGAGUGGAGCUGUUGGCCUUUCCAUCCUGAGAAGGUUCUUAUAUCCAAAUAACGAGUUGACAAAGAAGCCAGUCCAAGGGAAGGCCUCUAAACUUGCAAAGAGGGUUAUUGCAUGCCUUGAUGUGAGGACUAAUGACAAAGGUGAUCUCGUUGUGACCAAAGGUGACCAAUAUGAUGUAAGAGAGCACACAGAGGACAAUGAGGUGCGAAAUCUUGGAAAGCCGGUAGAACUUGCUGGGCAGUAUUACAAAGAUGGAGCUGAUGAGGUUAGCUUUUUAAACAUUACAGGUUUCCGUGACUUCCCUCUUGGCGAUUUGCCAAUGUUGCAGGUACUGAGAUAUACAUCAGAGAAUGUUUUUGUACCACUAACAGUUGGUGGAGGCAUUCGUGAUUUUACUGAUGGAAAUGGAAGAUACUAUUCCAGUUUGGAGGUUGCUUCAGAAUAUUUUAGAUCAGGGGCAGAUAAGGUUUCAAUUGGAAGUGAUGCAGUUUAUGCUGCCGAAGAAUUUCUGAAAACUGGAGAAAAAACUGGGAAGAGCAGUCUAGAGCAGAUCUCAUGGGUUUAUGGUAAUCAGGCUGUGGUUGUUAGCAUUGAUCCUCGGAGGGUCUACGUGAAGGAUCCAGAUACUGUGAAAUUCAAGACCAUCCCAGUUAGAAAGCCAGGUCCAAAUGGAGAAAAAUAUGCCUGGUAUCAAUGCACGGUCAAUGGUGGUCGUGAAGGUCGACCGAUUGGGGCAUAUGAGCUUGCUAAAGCCAUCGAGGAACUUGGAGCUGGGGAAAUCCUAUUAAAUUGUAUUGACUGUGAUGGUCAAGGGAAAGGAUUCGAUAUAGAUCUGGUGAAGUUAAUCUCAGAUGCUGUUAGCAUCCCAGUGAUUGCAAGCAGCGGGGCUGGAGCAGCAGAACACUUUUCAGAAGUUUUUAACCACACAAAUGCAUCUGCUGCGCUUGCUGCUGGCAUUUUCCACAGAAAAGAGGUGUCUAUUCAGUCUGUUAAAGAGCAUCUAUGCGAAGCAGGGAUUGAGGUUAGAAUUUAGCUGGAUUAUGCCAUACCAGCUGGAGAUGCGGUAAUUUUAUAUGCGCUAGCAUGGGAAUUACCCAACUCAUGUAACUCGGCAAAAUGCCCCUAAACCCGUACGCAAAGUUUGUGUUCCAAUUCGACUUUUUGACUUCAUUAUCAUCUAUGUAUAACUUUAAGUAAAAUCUUGUAUAAUGAGCAACAUGGUGGUUUUCGAUUUUGUGCUUC